This is a messenger RNA of Branchiostoma belcheri (Belcher's lancelet), 7421 nucleotides long. RefSeq lists its product as uncharacterized. The transcript has 33 exons. Lineage: Eukaryota; Metazoa; Chordata; Leptocardii; Amphioxiformes; Branchiostomatidae. Gene Ontology annotation, molecular function: copper ion binding; oxidoreductase activity. The record is from RefSeq and is a predicted model, not a curated record. Gene Ontology annotation, biological process: iron ion transport. Gene Ontology annotation, cellular component: plasma membrane. The coding region runs from base 45 to 6956 and encodes 2303 amino acids.
ACAUAUAGGGUCGCCAGUAGAGGUCCCGGUUAGAGGUUUAGAAGAUGGCGAGCUUGGCUGUAGCCGUGGUUCUCUUGUCUCUCGCUACAGAGGCUCUCGGUGUGGAGAGAGUGCACUAUGUCGCUGCAGAAGAGAUGUACUGGGACUAUGCACCGUUUGGGUACAACAUGAUCUCUGACUUACCUGUGGUGAACGACAGUGAUGCUAGUGUUUUUCUGGAGAGAGGGCCGAACCGAAUCGGCUCUGUCUACAAAAAGGCGCUGUUCCGGGAGUACACGGAUGAAACCUACACCGUGAAGACGGAGCGACCUGAUUGGCUGGGCUUUCUUGGGCCGGUUUUGAAGGGUGAGGUCGGUGACGUCAUCACCGUCCACUUCAAGAACCUGUUGCCAAAGCUGCACUGCUCGAUGCAUCCGCAUGGUGUCCUCUAUGACAAGAUGUCAGAGGGAUCUCUCUACAAAGAUGGCACCAGCGGAGCCAGCAAGCUGGACGACUUCGUCCCACCUAACGGGACGCACACGUACACGUGGCGGGUGCGGGAGGUGGACACCCCGCUGGAGGACGAUCCCGACUGCCUGACGUGGAUGUACCACUCGCACCAGGACCACAGCAGGGACAUCUACACCGGGCUGGCCGGGCCGCUCGUCAUCUGUAAAAAGGGAGCCCUGACAGCGAACGGCCGUGAGAAGGUGGACCGGGAGUUUGUCCUGGUGUUCAGCGUCACGGACGAAAACAAAAGCUUCUAUCUACAGGACAACAUCCGGGAAUUCUGCACCGAUUCUGACUCUGUGGACACAGAAGAUGAAGAUUUCAUGGAGAGUAACCUGAUGCACGGCAUCAACGGUUACCUGUACGGGAACCUGCCCGGCCUGGUGAUGUGUGACGGUGACACGGUCAGCUGGCAUCUGGUGGGGCUGGGGGGCGAGGUCGACAUGCACACCGUUCACUUCAGAGGGCAGAGCCUAGCGAUGCAGCGUCACACCGCCGACGCCAUCUCACUCUUCCCGGCAUCCUUCAUCACCGCUCGGAUGGAAGCACGCGGGCCCGGAACGGAAUGGAUGGUCAACUGUGAGGUCAACGAUCACUACAGCGGUGGGAUGCAAGCGUUGUUCAGUGUAGGUGACUGCGGACCGAGGUGGCAGGGAUACCAACUGGUCUACAUCGGAGGCAGAACCCGUGAAUAUUUCAUAGCCGCCGAGACCGUCGACUGGAACUACGGGCCUUCAGGGCAGAAUCUGUUCGACGGAGGAAGCUUAGUAGAACCGGACAGUGAUUCCGUAGUUUUCUUCGAGAACACUGCGCACAGAAUCGGUGGGACGUACAAGAAAGUCCGGUUCGUGGAAUACGAGGACGACACAUUCAGUCGUCCGAAGGAACGGACCGCAGAGGAGAAGCAACAGGGAAUUCUGGGUCCGGUCAUAAGGUCAGAGGUCGGCGAUGAGAUCGUCGUGACCUUUCGGAACAUGGCGGACAGGGAGUACAGCAUCCAACCGCAUGGCGUCGCUUAUGAUAAAGUAAACGAAGGAAGUUUCUAUGGAGACGCAUUUGGAAAGGGUUACGGCGUUCAACCCGGGGACAGCUACACCUACCGCUGGACGGUUCCGGAAGACUUCGGGCCGGCUGAGGGUGACCCCGCCUGUCUGACCAGGUUCUACCGCUCGGGCGUUGACCCCGUUGCCGACCCGUCCUCUGGGCUGAUUGGCCCCAUGCUUGUCUGUAGGCGAGGUGCACUGGCUGAGUCAGGGAAACAGAAAAAUGUGGACCACGAGUUCUUCUUGCUCUUCUCGGUGAUCGACGAGAACUUGAGCUGGUACCUCGACGACAACAUCCGGGAAUUCUGCGAGGACCCGGAUGGAGUGGACCGCGCAGACGCGGACUUCAUGGAGUCAAACUUAAUGCACGCCAUCAAUGGCUACAUGUACGGCAACCUUCCCACCAUGCGCAUGUGCAAAGGAGACAACGUCACGUGGCACGUGCUCGGCCUUGGUACUGAAGUGGACAUCCACACCGCAGUGUUCCAUGGGCAGACGCUGACGUACCACCAGCAGUACAGGGACGCCAUAGCGGUUUUCCCUGGAACUGCAGAAACUCUGUCAAUGGUUCCAGACAAUAUCGGGGAAUGGGCUCUAGAGUGCCGAACCAACGAUCACUACAGCGCCGGUAUGAAGGCCAAAUAUGUAGUGCAGGACUGCUACCCGGACGAGCGGUCUUCUCAGGACCUGGUCGCUAACGCUGGCCAGGUGCGGACAUUCUACAUCGCGGCGGUGGAGCUGGAAUGGGACUACGCUGAAGUGAAAGAGGACGCACACGGAAACCCGAUAAACCUUACCGAUGGCGAACAUGACUAUCUGAGGGCCUCAGACACAACUAUAGGAUCGGUCUACAAGAAAGCCUUGUACCGAGAAUUUACCGACGGUACCUUCACAACAGAGGUGGCGAGACCAGAAACGCAGGGUCUACUCGGACCAAUCAUACGAGCGGAAAUCGGUGACGUCAUCGUUGUGAUUUUUCGGAAUCUGGCGAGCCGUCGGUUCUCGCUGCACCCGCACGGUGUGCAGUACGACAAGGGGAGCGAGGGGGCGCUGUACCAGGACGGGCGGGGCGCUACCGGGCAGAGGGUAGGGGUCAACCCGGGAGAGACCAAGGCGUACACGUGGAGCGUGCCGGAAAGGUCUGGGCCAACAGAAGCAGACGGAAGUUGCGUCACCUGGGCGUACUACUCCAGCGUCGACCCCGUUCGCGACACCAACUCGGGACUGAUCGGCCCGCUCGUCAUCUGUCGGAGAGGAUCGCUUUUUCCCGACGGCAGCCGACGUGACGUUGACCGGGAGUACCCCCUGCUGUUCAGCGUGUUUGACGAGAACCUGAGCUGGUACAUCGAAGAGAACGUCAGACGGUACUGCGAGACUCCGGAUCAGGUAGACUUUGACGAUGAAGACUUCCAGGCAUCUAAUAAGUUACAUGCCAUCAACGGACUGGUGCUGGGUAACCUGCGGGGCCUGCGGAUGUCUGUGGGGGAGAGUGUGGACUGGUACCUGAUGGGGAUGGGUACGGAGGUGGACGCGCACUCCGCGCACUUUCACGGGAACGCCUUCACCCGCACCACCGGGCCCGACCUGCGCCAACGGGGAGACGUCUGGGAACUGUUUCCUGGAACCUUUGCGACCGUUCACAUGACCCCGAAUAACCCCGGCACCUGGCUGCUGCACUGCCACAACAGCGACCACUUCCCGCUGGGCAUGCAGACGACCUACACCGUGGAACCUGCUGAAACCGUGGAACCUGCUGAAACCGUGGAACCUGCCGAAACCGUGGAACCUGCCGAAACCGUGGAGCCUGCUGAAACCGUGGAACCUGCUGAAACAGUUACGACAAUACGGUUGUCUCCUUCUGUCUUCUAUGUGAAGGCGCCCCAGACUUCAACAAUCAUGCCUGCUUUCCUAAAGACCGUCUGUGUUCUACUGUGCGCCUACCUGAUGGUGUACACUACAGAUGCUGCCGUGAAAGAACGGCAUUACUACGUGGUGUGUAAGGAAGUGUGGUGGGACUACGCACCGGGAGGGUACAACAAGAUCACACAGGUCGCCAUUUCUCAGGACAGUGACGCAGCUGUGUUCCUGGAACCAGGCCCGAACCGGAUCGGGAGGGUCUACAAGAAGGCCGUGUUCCGGGAAUACACGGACGGCACCUUCACCGUGGAGAAACAACACCCGCCAUGGUUAGGGUACCUGGGACCUACCAUUAGUGGGGAGGUGGGGGAGGACAUCAUUGUGCACUUCAAGAACAUGGCGUCACGACCCUACAGCAUGCAUCCACACGGAGUCCUGUAUGAGAAAAACAGUGAAGGAGCGCUUUACUUUGACGGAACGUCUGGUGCAAAUAAAUCGGACGACCAGGUACCGCCGGGCGACACGUACGUGUACAGGUGGCAGGUGACUCAGAACGAGGCUCCCGCUGACGACGAUCCGCCAUGUUUGACGUGGAUGUACCAUUCACACGUCGCCGCCGACAAGGACAUGAACGCGGGCCUGACGGGAACGAUCGUGACCUGCAAACCAGGUUAUCUUGGUGACGAUGGGAAACAAAGAGGAGUGGACAAGGACUUCGUCUUGAACUUCGGCAUCCUUGACGAGAACAACAGCUGGUACAUAGACGAGAACAUCGCACACUUCUUGAACGUCACCGACGCAGAGGCGGCAGCCCUGAAGGAGGACGAAGAUUUCCAGGAGAGUAACUUGAUGCACGGUAUAAACGGCUACCUGUACGGGAACCUGCCCGGCCUGGACAUGUGUGUGGGAGAGAACGUCACGUGGCACCUGGUGGGGAGGGGCGGAGAGGUCGACAUCCACACCAUUAACUUCCGGGGUCACCAAGUCAGCAUCCAGUUUCACAGAACGGACACAGCUGGAAUAUUCCCAGCAUCCUUUGCGACCGCUGUCAUGGAGCCACGGAAUGUUGGAGAAUGGAUGGCCAGUUGUCAAGUGGGAGAUCACUUUUUGGCUGGAAUGCAGGCUCUGUACAACGUGAGCGGCUGCGGCGCCACCGUUCCUGAGGAACCUCUGGACGGGACUGUCCGCCAUUACUACAUCGCAGCAGAGAUGGUGACCUGGGACUACGCACCUUCCAGGAUAAACCACUUCGAGGGAGGAAGCCUCCUAGCAGCUGACAGCGACUCGGUGGUAUUCUUCGAACAAGGGCCCGAGCGGAUCGGCGGGAAGUACAAGAAAGCUCUGUACGUGGAAUACACCGACGGUACAUUCACCGUGCGCAAGAACCGCACUCGGGAGGAGCAGCACCUAGGCAUGCUGGGACCGGUCAUCAGGUCAGAGGUCGGGGACACCGUCAUGGUGACGUUCAAAAACAUGGCGGACAGACCGUACAGUAUCGAACCACACGGCGUCUUCUACAACAAGUCAAACGAAGGGUCGUCAUAUGGAAGUGGUAAUAAGACAGCCGGUGGAAGUGUGGAGCCCGGUGGAACCUUCACCUAUGUGUGGACUGUCCCUCCGUCCGUGGCGCCGACAGAACGAGACCCCGCGUGUCUAGUGAACCUGUACCGGUCAGGGGUCAGCUUGGUCAAGGACGCCUACUCCGGACUGGUCGGACCCCUGGUCGUGUGUAAGGCUGGGACACUGGAUAGUGAAGGCAAACGGCGAGAUGCCAGCCGAGAGUUCUUUCUGAUGCUUGCUGUCUAUGACGAGAAUCAGAGUUGGUACCUGGACGACAACAUCGCGAACUUCACGCAGUCUGGAACUGUCACCGAUCCCGAGGAUGAAGACUUUCACGAGUCAAAUCUUAUGCAUGGCAUCAACGGAUACAUGUACGCUAACCUUCCCGGUCUGAGCAUGUGCACAAACGACAACGUGACGUGGUACGUCCUGGGUCUGGGGACCGAGGUUGACAUCCACACUCUGGCGUUCCACGGUCUGACCUUCCAGUACCACGGACAGACCCGGGACUCCAUCUCCAUCUUCCCUGGGACCACGGAGACUCUGGAGAUGGUACCAGACAACGAAGGUGACUGGGCUAUCAAAUGUGUGGUGAACGACCACUACAGUGCCGGGAUGAAGGCCAAAGUGUCUGUGGAGACCUGCGAUGCAGACGGUCCACAGUUCUGGUUCAACAGCGCAGGGACCAUCCGAACAUUCUACAUCGCCGCUGUAGAAGAGGAAUGGGACUACGCACAGGACAAAAGAAACAUCUACGGAGACACUGUGACUAAUGAAAGCAGUUCUCUGUACGACCGGAUCUAUUCAGGACCAACCAUGAUCGGUUCACAGUACAAGAAGGCCCUGUACCGGGAGUACACCGACCCAACCUUCACAGUUCAGAAACAGAGAGGACCGAGGGACCAGCACCUGGGCAUGCUCGGACCGAUGAUUGAGGCGGAGAUCGGCGACGUCAUCGUGGUCUACUUCAAGAACAUGGCGUCACAUCCUUUCUCCAUGCACCCGCACGGCCUGCUGUACAGUAAGUGGAACGAGGGGGCGCUGUAUGAGGACAAGACAUCCGGGGUGUCGAAAGCUGAUGAUUCUGUGGACCCAAACAAAACUAACGUCUACACGUGGUUCGUGCCACCAAGAGCAGGUCCUACACAGAAGUCAGACAACUGCAUCCCGUGGGCCUACUACUCCAGUGUCGAUCCCGUCAAGGACACCAGUUCGGGUCUGGUCGGCCCGCUCGUGGUUUGUCGGCAAGGGACGCUCGGUGCCGACGGGCGCCGAGCAGACGCGGACCGUGAGUUCGUCCUGAUGUUUACGGGGACGGAGGAGAGUAACAGUUGGUACCUGGAGGAGAACAUCCAGAAUCACUGCGGAACUCCAGCACAAGUGAAUCCGGACGACGCUGAUUUCGUUGAAGCCAACCAUAUGUUUGCUAUAAACGGCUACGUGCUGCACAACCUUUUGGGUCUGGAGAUGGUUGAGGAUGAGGACGUCGUGUGGUACCUGAUGGGGAUGGGGACGGAGGUGGACACUCACACCGUGCACUUCCACGGACAGACCUUCAUCCACACCACAGACAACAGGAGGCACCAUCGUGGCGACGUCUGGGAUCUCUUCCCAGGUGAGUUUGCUUCUGCUCGGAUGAGGACAGAGAAUCCCGGAACGUGGAUCAUCCACUGCCACGUGGCGGACCACUUUGACAAAGGGAUGAUGGCUUUCUACACUAUCAAACCGAGAGAACAGCAGGACGAUACAAAGACAACAGGACAGCCCGAUGCAAAGACUACUGGACCACCUGACAUUUCUAACACCCCAAAACCUGGCCGAGUCCAAGCUGUGGAAUGGACGAAGACCUGGGAGCCAUUCGCGAUCAUGGGAGCCGUCGGCCUGGUAACUCUUAUCGUAGGCUUGACGAUCGGAUGCCUUGUCAACAGGAAGAGAAACAAAGGCACUGGAAGAAACCUAGAGAUGACGGGAUAUGAUAAUAAUGCGGCAGUUCUUACUGACUUAUAAAAGUGAAGUAUGGUGAAGACUCAUCCAACAUGCUGCUCUGAAAAGAAUAGUUUUUUUAAUCAUUUUUAUUUCAUGAAUACAAAAUAGAAUGGCUGCGAAAGUUGAUCAGUUGAUCAAUGAUGGAAAAGGAAAAUGCUGCCUUGAUUAUGGAAUUAUCAUAGUGUGGAUUAUCAUUUGACGACAGAAUAGUGAAACAGAUAGUAUUGCUUUUUUACCUUUUCUUAAAAUGUUGGAAAUACUUGAAGAAGCUUUAUGAUAUAUAAAGAGAUCCUAUUGUACUAUUGUGUACUAUUGUAUAUGUAGAACUGAGUUUUACUGUAAAGCUCUAGAGAAAUGUUAAGUUUGGAAGUAUUUCAUGACGGGAUGAAGUUUUUAUAACUAUGAAAAUAUACCAUUGUGCCUAAAUUCAGUUUCACACAUGACUGUUGAAUCACUGCAUGGGUCAGGUGAAAUCUAAUAAAUGGC